ACAAUACAAUACAAUACAAUACACUGAAACUUGUCCAUUUUGCUCUAUCACUGAGUCUGUCAUCAUCAUCAUUCAUUCUCAUCCAUGGAAACCACCAAGCUCUGGAACUCUCCACACUUUCCUUUCUCCACCACCGCCAAUGCCAAUGCCAAUGCCAGACCCACACACCGCGUUUCUCUCAAACUUCCAUUUCCAUCAACACCACCACCACCACCACCACCUUCCCGCCUCCACGUAGCUCCCAUUGCGUACUCGCCAACACCACCCAAUCGAGACCUUCGAACCCCUCAUAGCGGGUACCAUUUUGAUGGUUCAGCUCGGAAAUUCUUUGAGGGUUGGUACUUCAAGGUGUCGAUUCCGGAGCGGAGGCAGAGUUUCUGCUUCAUGUAUUCGGUGGAGAAUCCUGCGUUUCCCAACCCAUUGACGCCUUUGGAAUCGGUUCAAUAUGGACCUAGGUUUACUGGUGUUGGGGUUCAGAUUCUUGGUGCUGAUGAUAACUACAUUUGCCAAUACACUCCACAAUCAAACAACUUCUGGGGGAGUAGGCAUGAACUCUUAUUGGGGAACACUUUCGUGGCGAAACCAAAUUCAAAACCUCCAAACAAGGAGGUUCCUCCUCAGGAAUUUAAUAAUAGAGUGCUGGAAGGUUUUCAAGUCACUCCCCUUUGGAAUCAAGGUUUCAUUUGCGAUGAUGGAAGGUCAAAUUAUGUAGAAACAGUAAAGACGGCUCGUUGGGAAUAUAGUACACGCCCUGUAUAUGGAUGGGGUGAUGUUGGGUCCACACAGAAGUCUACUGCUGGCUGGCUUGCAGCUUUUCCUGUUUUUGAGCCACAUUGGCAAAUAUGCAUGGGUGGUGGAUUGUCAACAGGUUGGAUAGAGUGGGAUGGCGAGAGGAUUGAGUUUGAAAAUGCCCCAUCUUAUUCAGAAAAGAACUGGGGCGGAGGAUUCCCAAGAAAGUGGUUUUGGGUUCAAUGUAAUGUUUUAGAAGGUGAGGGUGCUAGUGGAGAAAUUGCACUUACAGCUGCUGGUGGAUUGAGGCAAAUUCCUGGGAUAACCGAGACCUUUGAAAAUGCUGCACUGAUUGGAGUUCAUUAUGGUGGAAAAUUUUAUGAAUUUGUGCCAUGGAAUGGUUUUGUUAACUGGGAAGUCACUCCUUGGGGUUAUUGGUUUAUGUCUGCAGACAAUGGCAGUUAUCUGGUUGAAUUAGAAGCAAAAACAGAUGAUCCCGGUACUCCAUUGCGUGCGCCAACAUCAGAAGCAGGCCUUUCACAAGCUUGUAAAGACACAUGUUUCGGAAUUCUUACAUUGAAAAUAUGGGAACGAAGAUAUGAUGGCAGCAAGGGGAAGAUCAUAUUGGACGUUUCAAGUGACAUGGCAGCUCUAGAAGUUGGAGGAGGUCCAUGGUUCAGCACUUGGAAAGGCAAGACGACAAUGCCACCGGUCAUUGGCCCUGCUCUUGGAUUACCCGUAGACCUAGAUGGCAUUUUUAAUGCGGUUCCUCUGUUUAAACCACCUGGUUUGUGAUCAAUUGGUUUAUAUCUUUCUUUCAGUUUGAUUUGAAGUUUGUAUAAACUCUCUUAUAGCAUGUUUGGUUUCACGGGUGGAAUGAUCCAGAAUCACCUCUAGUUAGAAGCCAUAAGUUUUUGUAGUUUGUAAGUAAUCAUAUAUAAAUUAUGUCAAAUUGUGAAGCCAAACAGACAUUUAGUGAAGGCAGGUAUUCAGAGAAAAGUUCAAUGUUUAUAUAUAGAAAGAUCAAAAUGAAAAGAA
Messenger RNA from Lotus japonicus, 1767 nucleotides. Its product is annotated as tocopherol cyclase, chloroplastic-like. The transcript has 10 exons. Bases 85 to 1524 code for a protein of 479 amino acids. The record is from RefSeq and is a predicted model, not a curated record. Gene Ontology annotation, molecular function: tocopherol cyclase activity. Lineage: Eukaryota; Viridiplantae; Streptophyta; Magnoliopsida; Fabales; Fabaceae.